Messenger RNA from Drosophila erecta, 1790 nucleotides. RefSeq names its product UDP-glucuronosyltransferase 2B14 (gene Ugt305A1). The transcript is spliced from 4 exons. Gene Ontology annotation, molecular function: UDP-glycosyltransferase activity. The coding region runs from base 1 to 1746 and encodes 581 amino acids. The record is from RefSeq and is a predicted model, not a curated record. Lineage: Eukaryota; Metazoa; Arthropoda; Insecta; Diptera; Drosophilidae.
AUGAAGCCCUUUUGUCUACUCCCGUUGCUCGUGCUUUUGGGAAGCUUUUGCUCCUUGGAGACCGCUAAUAUCUUGUGCUUGGUGACAACGGCCAAGCACAGCAAUCCCGGCUGGUCAAGGCCCCUUUUCGACGCCCUGUUGGCCAAAGGUCAUACCCUAUUGGUCGUCAGUACAGCCCCCAAUCCGGAGCCAAAGAAGCAAGUGGACGGUUUUUUGUACCACCAUCUGCGCAACGAUUACGAUGUGAUGAAGAAGUACUUCCUCCUUGAGAAACCGCGGGAGUACAUGGAUAUGGCGACCCUCAACCAGCUGGUGGUGUGGAAUGAGGUCCUCGUGGGCAGCUGCCGUUCUGUCCUCUUUUCGGAUACCUUGAGCAGCAAGAUGCCGGAGCUGACCGCCCGACUGUGCUCGGAAUUCGAUCUGAUCAUUACGGAUGUCACGCAAGGCAUUGAGUGCCUCAUGGACUUUGUUAACGGUUGGCGUUCCAAGCCAGUUCUGGGCCUGAGUGCUGGUAAGCUCACCCCGGGCCUUUUGUCCCUGCUCCAAGCGGAAAACACUAUAAAUGCGGCCCGGAUACCGCACUACAUAAGCCCAUUUCCGCAAAAGAUGGGCUUCUGGAACCGACUUCACAACCACAUCAUGUACUAUACAGAGCCACUGAUCCGCUUAAUGGCCACUCGGCUGGUUCUGAGUAACAUAACGAAGAUGGAAAACAUUUUUCCCACUCUGCAAUUGGUGCUUUUAAAUACACAUCCAACCUUGGACUAUGUUCAAAACCUUCCGCCCGGAGUCAUCGAAGUGGCUGGUCUCCACAUCAAGAGCAAACCCAGUCCUCUGCCCAAGUAUAUACGGCAAUUCACAGAGAUGUUCAUCGAUGGCAUCGUGUACAUCAAUAUGCCCUAUAUUCAGUAUAUGAAUGGCCAGGGACUAGAAGCAAUGGACACCAUGAUUAGUGACAAUCCCAGUUGUGGUUUUAUAUGGAAUGUGGAGCAACUAGACCAGUUGCCGGCUGAGAAACCAAAUCUUUUGGCGCUACAUGUGGAUCAAUCGCUACAGCAAGAUAUUUUGGCUAUGCAGUACGUCAAGGGAUUCCUGAAUCACGGAGAUAGUUUCAGUCUUCAGGAGGCGAUUCACAAUGCAGUGCCCGUCGUUGUGCUCCCCCUUAAACUAGAGGAAUUUAAUAAUGCCCAACGUGUGAAGGAACGCAACUUGGGAGUGGUGCUUCAGGCCAACGAACUUAACCAAAAAUCCCUGUCCGCUGCCCUUAAGCGAAUCCUGAAUGAAGUGCAUUUCGCAAGUGCCCUAUACCAGGCCCAACUGAAGUUCCGGACUCGUCCGAUUUCCCCUUUAGAAUUGGCCGUAUGGCAUGCGGAACAACUUAUCGCCGAACCACAAUUCUUUAAGAAUUUCGCACAAACGGAGGCUUUAGCCCAAAAUUUCUUCGUGGCCAAUUCACUGGAUGUCCUGGCUGCGCCUUUUCUAGUUCUUCUGGCUGCGGUGGUGGCUCUGGGCAACUUUGUCUUCGUCUUAUUCACUGGACGUUCCAAAGAUCAGCUUUCCAACGAAGAAGUUCCUAAAAAACGCAAGAAGUCGAAAAAGUGCUCCAAGAACUCCUCACCAAUGAAUACGACACUCAAUCUAGAUGUCACCGAUAUAACCGAAGAUCUAAAUGAAGAGCUUCUCGAGGGGGAGGAGCAACUGCCUAGGGGGGAAGAAAAGCUUCUUGAGGAGAAGAAAGUAGACUAAAUGUACCAUUAUAACCCAAAGAAGACUGCCAAUAAAUAAUUUUA